AUCCUGACUUCAGGCGACCUCGACCAUGUCUCCCCUGCCUUGUGAUCUUUCGCAUGAUCUGCGCCCCUUUUCCCCCUUGUUUUAGCGGAGUGAUUGCCGAUGAUGGGUGCAUGCAAGGCAAAGUUGAAAUCGCCGCGACUUGAAUCCAACACCAACGCCCUCGCUUCACUUUGCGCCGCCCAUCGUCACCUAUUUCUGGCGCAGGUGGUGGGUAGCCUUGACCAUCUCUGCUUGCCCUGCAUCCCAACUCUGAGCUUGACAUCUUCAUCUUCCUUGUCUAGCCACCCGCUCUUCAUCUCCACGCCCAACCCAUCGGACCCUCUUCCCACCGAGGCCCCUGUGGGCGCCCAAAGCCCUCUUUGUGCAGUGCAGCAAGGGCCGCCUCUUUCACCCUGCGUUGGUCCCUCCUUCCGACUUCUUCCCUUUCACCCCAUCUCACCCUACAACCAUGUCAGAUCAAAGUCGUCGCCCAACACCGAGGAUGCCUGCUGGCGCAUCCACCCUCUCCGAGCGCAUCGCCUCUCUACAACGCAAAGCCUCAGAGUCAGGGGCCGUAAGCGAGUCCAGUCGACCUACAUCGCCCCUGAUCAGGACUGGUCGAGUUGCAUCCGAGGCUGCAUCUCCACGCCAGAUGUCUUCACCUGCAUCCACAUCCAGCGACAUCUUUCCAAGAGGAUCAGUACCAGCAGCAGGCUCUUCGCAGGCCGUGAGGGAUAGGAUAGCUCGCUUCCAGCAAAAUGGCGGUGAUCCUCUCAUUCCACGGUCAAGCUUUGGCGCUCCUGCUCCGAACCCCGAGGAGAGGGGCAAGGCGCUACGGCCUUACCCUGCAGCAGGGGGAUGGGCCGGUGAUAGCCCAAGUCUGAGGCCACAGAUGACCGGCGGUUGGGGAGGAGGUAGUGCUGGUGGAGUAGGCAGGAGUCUGAUGCCUCAGGCUACCGGGCCCAUCACGUGGGCAGGUCAGCGCAGACAAGCAUCAAGCCCAGCCUCUGUCGGCCCUCACCAUUCCAUGAACCUUGCCUCCCAGCGUGAUGCCUUUGCAGACCUAGACGACGAGGAGACCACCUCAGUCUCUUCAUCCACCGGCUCACGACCCAUUAGCUCGCAUGCCACAGAGGUCGCAACGCAGGCAGCUGCCCUCAAAGGCAUAAGUCUAUCUUCCAAUUCAAGGAUGGCAAGGCAGGGCUCGACUAAUUCGACUUCUUCGAGCUCCAUAGGGGGAUUGCCUACGUUACCUGAUGUCCCCCCUGAGGAACUCUCGGCAGGGCAGAUGAACGGUCAUGGUGGCAGCCACGUUAGUCAUAGUCGGGUCCCCACAGCUGACGAUGAUUCGAGCGAUCUUCCCACUUUCCCCGUCCCUCCGAGCACUACCCCGAGCCUCAGCUCGACUACACUUGAAUCAGGCCAAGUCUCAAAUGGCAGCAUUGGUCAAGCAGAUGAUUCUCAGAUUGAGAUUGGCGUAGCCGGUAUAGCGCCAGAGGAGCUGGAAGCGGCUAAGAAAAGGGCUGAGACAGACGAUGGACGACAGGAGGAGUUGCAUGAGGAUACCCGGCCCACUCUGGAAGAAGCGCCGCUCAUCGUGCCACCAGCUGCCAUCAGCUCGCCCUCAAGUGCGAGCCUUCAAGCUGCAAAUAGAGAGGGACCGACUGAAGGACAGGCUCAUUCAGAGGAGAGGAGCGCUGCGACAUCGGAGCCAGUUGCUCCCACAAGCAGCCAGGGUCUUUUCGAAGGUCGGCCGGCUUCCAGCACCAAUGUGGCACACCUACGACAAGAGACUCCUGCCCCUCCUCUUUCACAAUCAGCGGUCGGCAAUGGCCUCGGGUCCUCACCCAGCCUUCGGAGCUCCCACACUCUCUCGUCUUCGACGAGCGAUGACGCGAUGCCCAGAACUCCUCCUUCGAGCUCCUCGAUUGCUAUGAGCAGCUCGACGAGCUCUUCAUCUUUUGCAGCUCAACAGGCUGCGCGAGAGGUGAUUGCUGCUGGGAGGAAGAAGAGCCUGGGUGGAGGUAUGACGCCGAGCAGUAGCGGAGAUGUGCGAUACGACACGCUGGGAAGGAAUGCGGACGAAACUGUCGAUGUCUCCCGGGGCGCUACGCCCGUCCCACCCAAGACCUCUGAGACAAAGCAUAGCAACGGACAUAGCUCAAGCCCGCGACCCUCAACCCCGCCAUUUGAAGCAGCAGCAGCGAGGAAAAUGCCACCGUCACCCGUCACCUCCUACAAAGUCACUCCCAUCCCAACCAGGACCUCCUCAAUGACCGGCUUCCCACACAGCAACGAGAAGAGUGCAGUUACGACUGCUGCUCCUGCCGCUUCCCCCACAACUACAACGAAGGCUGCGGCGAGGCCGAAGCGGACGGGUGGUGGGUCGAUUAGACGACCACCUCCGGGCAAGAUGCUCAAUCUGGCCGAUCUGGACGCUAGUGAUGAUGAGUAUGAGCCAGGAUGGGCGAAUGUGAUUAGCUCGACUCGAUGAGAGGCGGAAGAAGUGGGUGGAGAUGUAUAGGUGGAUGGAUGUACGAUGGCAGAGUUACCAAGCUGGAGAUUGGAGCAGACAAUAGAAGAGGAGAAGCAGAAGCAGGGACAGGGAUAAGGGUGGCUGCAGUCCGAUCCCUUUCCAUCUUCUCAUUACACUACUCGGUUUCCAGACCACAAUGAUACCUAUUCUCUUUC
Molecule: messenger RNA, 2670 nt
Organism: Microstroma glucosiphilum
Lineage: Eukaryota; Fungi; Basidiomycota; Exobasidiomycetes; Microstromatales; Microstromataceae
Exons: 3
Coding region: 449-2473 (674 amino acids)
Source: RefSeq, a predicted model, not a curated record